AUGUCAGAAGAUGAGCGAUAUCGAACAUCGACCCAAUACCGCCUGUGGUCCUUCACGCCCUCUUCUCUCUACGCGCUUCGCAAAACCACCAACCUCAACGCCGCAAACCGCGUCCGGGCCGCUGUGCAGCGCCUACGAGAAGCUCAAGCCGUCUCCUCUACCGAGGCAUCUGAAGCUGAAAAUGGGCGGUCUACCAGUACGCUGCCAGAGGGGGAGGUGGAUUGUUUGACUGUGGAAGAAGAGCUCAAACUCGUGGCUUUUUACUGCCGGCAGACGAUCCAGCUGGGUGAUCAUUUGAAAGUCCCUACCGACGUCAAGGCAACUGCAAUCCAGUACAUCAAACGCUUCUACAUAACGAACAGUCUGAUGACCUACCACCCCACCGACAUCCUGAAGACCGCCCUCUUCUUUGCCACGAAAACCGAGAACCACUAUUUCCGCCUGACAAAAUUCGCCGAUGCGAUCGGGAAGACGAAACCCGAGGACGUGCUCGCGUCUGAAUUCCUCUUGACCCAAGGGCUACGCUUCACAUUCGACGUGCGCCAUCCUUUCCGCGCGCUAGAAGGCGCCGUUAUGGAGAUGCAAGCUCUGGCCCACGCUGGGAUUCCCGUAUUGCCAGGCGGAGCGGUAGUGGAGGACCGGCCCCCGAAUAUGGACAGGAGGGUGAAAGAUGCGCAUGGCAAGGCGCGGGAAUACCUCAAGACCAGCGCGCUGCUCACGGACGUGUAUUUCCAUUUCACGCCGAGUCAGAUCAUGCUAGCGUCCCUGACAAUCGCGGAUCCUGAGCUCACAAAGUGGUACAUUACGAAUAAAUUUCCGAAGAACAAUAAUAACACUGCGGCCGCGGAUAUGUGUGAGAAAGUCCUUGGGACAGUGCAAAAGUGUGCGGAUAUGUUAAGGACGGUAGAACCGACAUCUGAGCCCUCGGCGCUGGAGAGAAAGGAGUUACAAGCGCUGGCGAAGAAAUUGAAGAAGUGUCGCAACCCAGAGAAGAUAGAUCUGGUGGGGCUGCAGAGGGCAAAGAGGGAGGGGGAGGGGGAAGAUGAGAAAAUUAUCAAGAAGAGGAAGAUGGAGAGGGAGCAAUCUGCCAAGGAAGGGGAAGAUCUAUUCGGGCCGGAAAUCAAAAGGUCUUAG
Amorphotheca resinae ATCC 22711 is the source of this 1134-nucleotide messenger RNA. RefSeq lists its product as hypothetical. The transcript has 2 exons. The record is from RefSeq and is a predicted model, not a curated record. Gene Ontology annotation, cellular component: nucleus; transcription factor TFIIK complex. The coding region runs from base 1 to 1134 and encodes 377 amino acids. NCBI's taxonomy places the organism in Eukaryota, Fungi, Ascomycota, Leotiomycetes, Helotiales, Amorphothecaceae. Gene Ontology annotation, biological process: regulation of cyclin-dependent protein serine/threonine kinase activity; regulation of transcription by RNA polymerase II. Gene Ontology annotation, molecular function: cyclin-dependent protein serine/threonine kinase regulator activity.